Messenger RNA from Penicillium macrosclerotiorum, 1581 nucleotides. RefSeq names its product MFS transporter. The transcript has 4 exons. Gene Ontology annotation, molecular function: transmembrane transporter activity. NCBI's taxonomy places the organism in Eukaryota, Fungi, Ascomycota, Eurotiomycetes, Eurotiales, Aspergillaceae. The record is from RefSeq and is a predicted model, not a curated record. Bases 1 to 1581 code for a protein of 526 amino acids. Gene Ontology annotation, biological process: transmembrane transport.
AUGAAAGACAGCAAAGACGCAUCGUCGAUCGAUGGAUCGACCCCAGCCGCCAGUCACCAAGACAUUCCUCGGAUGAAUGAGGAUUUAGAGAUAUCAUCAUGGAGAAAAGAAAUUGCUGUUGAUCGAGGAUCUCCCAUCCAUGUGACCGAGGAAGAACCGGACCGCCCCAAUGCAAGCUGUCGCGAUCCCAAUGUUGUGGACUGGGACGGGCCCGAUGAUCCGGAGAAUCCACUCAACUGGAGUGCGAAGCGUAAGAUGACCGCGACAAUAUCAAUCGCCUUGAUCACUCUCCUCACACCACUCGGGUCAUCCAUGUUUGCCCCAGGUGUCAACCAACUGGCGAAGGACUUCAAAAUUGCCAGCACUGAGCUGGAUUCUUUUGUCGUUUCUGUUUAUCUCCUAGGAUACUGUUUUGGUCCCUUGCUCAUUGCGCCUAUCUCCGAGAUGUAUGGCCGGCGCAUCGUGUACAAUGUCUGCAAUCUUCUAUACGUGAUCUUCACCAUCGCCUGCGCCGUGGCGCCGGAAAUCGGGAGCCUUAUCGUCUUUCGCUUCUUCGCGGGCUUCGCCGGCGUAUGCCCUUUAACCAUCGGGGCAGGGUCCAUUGCCGACAUGUUCGUCCAGGAGAAGCGAGGUGGUGCCAUGGCGGCCUGGGCACUGGGCCCGCUGAUCGGCCCGGUCGUGGGCCCCGUGGCGGGCGGAUAUCUCACCCAGGCCAAGGGCUGGCGAUGGACCUUCUGGGUUUUAGCCAUGGCAAGCGGAGCCAUCUCGAUUAGUUCUCUGCUCACCAUCCGGGAAUCAUACGCACCUACCUUGUUGGCUGCAAAGACAAAGCGCCUGCGAAAGGAGACUGGAAAUCCCAAUUUGCGCUCCGCCCUCGACUCCGGACGGAACCCGAAAGAUCUCUUCAUGUUCUCCAUCGUCCGGCCCACCAAGAUGCUUUUUCUAUCCCCCAUCGUUUUUCUCCUCUCACUCUACGUCGGCGUGAUCUACGGAUAUCUGUACCUCCUCUUUACCACUAUCAGCUCCGUGUUCGAGGACCAGUACGGGUGGUCUCAAGGGUCUGUUGGACUGGCGUAUCUGGGCAUUGGCAUUGGCUCACUGAUUGGUCUGCUGGUGCUGGGACUGACGUCGGACCGUCUGCUGAACCAUCUCGCGGCAAAACACGGAGAGAUGAAGCCGGAAUUUAGAUUGCCACCGAUGAUUCCGGGAGCCGUUGCAGUCCCAAUCUCUUUAUUUAUCUAUGGUUGGUCCGCGUACUAUAAGGUCCAUUGGAUUGUUCCUAUCAUUGGAACUUCUUUUCUCGGCAUCGGCAUGCUGAUUUCCUUUAUGAGUAUCAGUACAUAUCUUGUCGAUGCAUAUACAGUCUACGCAGCGUCAGCCAUGGCCGCCAACACAGUUUUCCGGUCUCUUGCCGGUACAGUCCUUCCACUCGCUGGACCCGCAAUGUAUGAAAAGCUUGGGUUAGGCUGGGGGAAUUCUUUGCUCGGAUUCAUCGCCCUUGCCAUGUGUCCCCUACCCCUCAUUUUUUACGUCUACGGCGAGCGCAUUCGAACAAGCAAGAUGUUCCGAUUUGACCUUUAG